Marmota monax (woodchuck) is the source of this 2927-nucleotide messenger RNA. It is a transcript of the gene Efhc1, whose product is annotated as EF-hand domain containing 1. Gene Ontology annotation, cellular component: mitotic spindle; axoneme. Gene Ontology annotation, biological process: mitotic spindle organization; cilium-dependent cell motility; mitotic cytokinesis. The coding region runs from base 860 to 2782 and encodes 640 amino acids. Gene Ontology annotation, molecular function: alpha-tubulin binding. The record is from RefSeq and is a predicted model, not a curated record. The transcript is spliced from 11 exons. NCBI's taxonomy places the organism in Eukaryota, Metazoa, Chordata, Mammalia, Rodentia, Sciuridae.
CUCCUGCAGUUAUAAACCAGAAAUUGAGAGAUCUUUUCAGUGCAAUUCUCGGCACUAUCCUAGUGCACUGAGACCUACAGCAAAUAUGAAAGAUCGUGCCUGAAAGAAUGGAAAGUACGCUGAGAGUCAGGAACUGACAGCAGAAUGAAGAAAGCUGAGGGGGUUAAAAUAAUAAUAAUGCAGCAGUGGAAGAUAGGGAUGAGAUGGCUCUCUUAGUUCAUUGGCCGUCCCUGAGUAACAGAAAUGCAACUAUGAAUAAUCCACAGCCCCCGCGCUCAAGAAGCAGGAGUUUGGGAUAAUUAACACCGUUCACUCGGACCAACCAUUUACACUUCUGUGUGAAUCUGGACAGCAGCCCUUUCCCAGAGUAGAGAGAAAAGAGCGCCUGAACUCAUGGUACGAGCUUGGCGACGAUUGGGGUGGAGGGAAGGAAGAAACUUCCGUCCCUUCCUCUGCAGUUUAUAUAAAGACGUGCUUCGACCCCUGACUUCGCUGCAAGAGCCAACACUUGCCUAACUGUACCCAUCUCUUCCCACCCAGCCAUCAGCUUCCACAUUGCAACUUCUGGGCGCCUGGGAGGAGGAUGGGCGGGGUGAAGCAGAAGGGGCGGGGCCACCUCCUCUAGGCCCACGGACCCCACCCUAAGUCCCAGUUCACAUUACCGCGAGAACGUGGAGGGCCCCGAGCGGCGCACGCGCAGACCUGUCAAGCCCGCACUUCAGGUCCCGCCCACCUUCGCUGGCGGGAGCUCUGUUUGGCGUUACCAUGGAGCCUGCCCCGGCCGGAGGACGCUGCUUGUCGCCGGGGCAACCGGGAAGGACAAAGCUUGACCGAGCUGGCGGCUGCCACACCGGCAGCGAUGGUGUCUAACCCUGUGCAUGGCCUGCCCUUUCUCCCGGGCACGUCCUUUAAGGACCCCACGAAAACAGCUUUCCAUAGAAGCCAGACGUUGGGCUACAGGAACGGCUAUGCAGUUGUUCGACGUCCAACAGUUGGGAUAGGUGGGGAGCGGUUACAGGUCAACCAGCUGUCUCCAGCAGAGCUGGAUGAGUUGGCCAAUAAAGCACCAGUUCUAACUUAUGGCCAACCUAAGCAGGCCCCACCUGCAGAAUUCAUUCCAGCACAUGUAGCUUUUGACAAAAAGGUGCUGAAAUUUGAUGCCUAUUUCCAGGAAGAUGUUCCUAUAUCAAGCGAGGAACAUUAUAGAAUCCGUCAAGUGAAAAUUUACUACUAUCUAGAAGAUGAUAGUAUAUCUGUAAUGGAGCCUGUUGUUGAAAACUCUGGCAUCCCUCAAGGCAAGCUAAUCAAACGCCAGCGUAUACCCAAGAAUGAUGUAGGAGACCAUUAUCAUUGGAAAGACCUAAAUCGAGGAAUAGACAUAACCAUGUAUGGCAAAACUUUCCGAAUUGUUGACUGUGACCAUUUCACACAGGUAUAUUUGGAAAGUCAAGGAAUUGAAUUAAAUCCACCAGAAAAGAUGGCUCUUGAUCCUUACACUGAACUCCGGAAACAGCCUCCUCGUAAGUAUGUCACCCCAUCGGACUUUGAUCAACUUAAGCAGUUUCUCACCUUUGAUAAACAGGUUCUUCGAUUCUAUGCAAUCUGGGAUGAUACAGACAGUAUGUUUGGUGAAUGUCGGACCUAUAUCAUUCAUUACUAUCUAAUGGAUGGUACGGUGGAGAUUCGAGAGGUCCAUGAACGGAAUGAUGGGAGAGAUCCUUUCCCACUCCUAAUGAACCGUCAGCGUAUGCCCAAGGUUUUGACAGAGAAUGCAAAGAACUUCCCUCAGUGUGUGCUGGAAAUCUCUGAUCAAGAGGUGUUGGAAUGGUACACUGCCAAAGACUUUAUUGUUGGGAAACCACUCACUAUCCUUGGGAGAAAUUUUUUCAUUUAUGAUUGUGAUCCAUUUACUCGACAGUUCUACAAAGAGAAGUUUGGAAUUUCUGAUUUACCACGCAUUGAUGUGAGCAAGCAGGAACCACCUCCUGUAAAACAGGAAUUACCUCCUUACAAUGGUUAUGGAUUAAUUGAAGAUUCUGCUCAGAAUUGCUUUGCUCUUAUUCCAAAAGCUCCAAGAAAAGAUGUUAUUAAAAUGCUGAUGAAUGACAACAAGGUGCUUCGUUAUUUGGCUGCACUGGAAUCCCCUAUCCCAGAAGACAAAGACCGCCGAUUUAUCUUCUCUUAUUUUCUAGCCACUGACAUGAUCAGUAUCUUUGAGCCUCCUGUUAGAAAUUCUGGUAUCAUUGGGGGCAAGUACCUUGGGAGGACUAGAGUUAUUAAACCAUUCUCUGAGGCAGAAAACCCCAUCUACUAUGGCCCCAGCGACUUCUUCAUUGGUGCUGUCAUUGACGUGUUUGGCCACCGAUUCAUCAUCCUUGAUAUAGAUGAGUAUGUUCUAAAAUACAUGGAGAGCAAUGCUGCCCAGUAUUCACCAGAAGCACUCUCGUCAAUUCAGAACCAUGUCCGAAAGCAAGAAAUUCCUGCACCAGAACUAGAGAACAAGCAAGCUAAAGAGGAGCCAGGCAAGCAGGAACUGGAAGCCUUAAUUGACACAGUCCAGAAGCAACUGAAAGAUUAUUCAUGCAAAGAUAACAUACAUGAAGCAUUUCAAGCUCAUGACAAGGAAGCAUUAGGAUAUGUGGACAGAGAGAUGUUCUUUAAAAUCUGUGAAUCCUUUAACGUCCCAAUUGAUGACUCCUUGGUUAAGGAGUUAAUCAGGAUGUGCUCUCAUGGAGAAGACAGAAUUGACUAUUAUAACUUUGUUCGUGCUUUCUCAAACUGAUCUGGCUGAUGAGAGAAUACAAUAUAAUUUUUUUUAUGUUGGAGCCACAAUUGGAAAUAUAUCUUGUAGAGCUCCUGAAGUUAUAUUUCUUUUUUGAUUAUAUUUCACUUCUCCAAAAAUCUCAAUUAAAUUGGUUUUUAUAGGA